Messenger RNA from Tetrapisispora phaffii CBS 4417, 1158 nucleotides. RefSeq names its product Pcl6p (gene PCL6). Lineage: Eukaryota; Fungi; Ascomycota; Saccharomycetes; Saccharomycetales; Saccharomycetaceae. The transcript has a single exon. Gene Ontology annotation, molecular function: cyclin-dependent protein serine/threonine kinase regulator activity; protein kinase binding. The coding region runs from base 1 to 1158 and encodes 385 amino acids. The record is from RefSeq and is a predicted model, not a curated record. Gene Ontology annotation, biological process: regulation of cyclin-dependent protein serine/threonine kinase activity. Gene Ontology annotation, cellular component: cyclin-dependent protein kinase holoenzyme complex; nucleus.
AUGGUUCAUAAUGAAAUGGAAUCUUCAAUACGAAGUCCCGCAAAUGAUCAUAUGGUUACUAAUCCAAUCAAGAUACCGAAAAGCCCUAAUGUUAACAAUAUAAAUGAAUCAGGGGUCGAUGUGUAUGAGAAUAGUGAGGGUAGUUAUAACAACGCCGUUGCAUCGGGUAUCCGCUUUAAUACUUGUGAUGUACCUACAGAUAACAGUGUGAAUAGUAGUCCAAAUGAAGAAUAUUACAAUAAUGUACAAGUUCCUGAUUCUACUGAAGUGCCAGAAGGAUCAAUAAAAGAGUUAGGCCCAAUUUCAAAUUCUAAUGAUAAGGAAACACAUCCUCAGCUUUCUGAUACACAAUACAUCGAUAAUGAUAAUGUCAAUAAGCAAACUACAGCAACAAAUAAUGGACCUCCUGAAAAAAAUACCCAAGAUAAAAAAGUUGUAGCUCUAGCUGAUUUUGCAGCUACUCCUGAAAACAUUGCAGAAUUUCAAACCGAUAAACUGCUUGAUAUGUUGAGUACUUUAUUGGAUAAAAUCGUUUUGUCAAAUGAUAGACUACAUAUCAAUACCAUGGAUAAUACAAUUGAUGAACAUAUUGAUUCAACCAUAAUUAAGCCUGUAUCAUGUUUCAGAGGUAAGCAUGUUCCACAGAUAAGUUUGGAACAGUAUUUUCAAAGAAUUCAAAAGUAUUGUCCAAUCACUAACGAUGUCUUUCUGUCUUUGUUAGUAUAUUUUGAUAGAAUCUCAAAAAAAUGUAAUAAUAUUAAUUUAGAGAAAGAAAAUGUAAUAAGUAAUGAUGCAGAUGAAUCUCAAAAUAACGUCAAACAAAUGAAAGAUGAAAAUAACAGCAGCAUUGUAAAACCACAGGUGUUUGUAAUGGACUCAUUUAAUAUUCAUAGAUUAAUUAUUACAGCAGUGACUGUAAGUACUAAAUUCUUUAGUGACCUAUUUUACAGUAACUCAAGAUAUGCAAGAGUUGGAGGGAUAUCUCUUCAAGAGUUAAAUCAUUUAGAAUUACAAUUUUUGAUACUUUGUGAUUUUCAGUUGAUGAUCUCUGUUGAGGAACUUCAAAGGUAUGCUGGUCUACUUACAAAAUUUUGGUGCAAUAAUAAUACUGGCAAUGACAAUAAUAAUGGUAAUGAAACUAAUAAUGAUAGGAAGUAA